AUGGGAACGGAUGGGAGGGGCGGUUGGGCUAGCGCCGACAACCACGAGCGGAGGUUCGACAGCGCAGGGGGCGGGGAAAUCGGCGGAGGCGGGGGGGAAUUUGGCGGGGAAUUCGACGACGCUGACGGGGCGGCGGAGGGCGACGAGAAGGCAGUUGCGCGCGGGGGAGAGGGGGGCGGAGGGGACGCGAAGGCGGAGGCGCGCGGAGAGGGACAGGCGCAAGGAGGGGCAGGCGGCGGAGAGAACGCGGAUGAUGGGGGGAAGGAGCAGGCGGCGAGCGGCGCUUACUGCGCGCGGGAAGCGAGCCUGCACGCGGAGGAGGCGGCUGGCACUCUAAAAUUCAUAUGCUGCCGGAACGAUGGGGUGGACGAACACAUGAUAUGGCUGGUGGGGUUGAAGAACAUCUUUUCACGGCAGCUGCCCAACAUGCCCAAAGACUACAUCGUGCGCCUGCUGCUCGACCGAACGCAUAAGUCAAUGAUGCUCAUCAAGGCAGGCACGGUCGUUGGUGGCAUCACAUACCGGCCCUACCCCUCGCAGCGGUUUGGGGAGAUAGCGUUUUGUGCCAUUACUGCCACGGAGCAGGUGAGGGGGUACGGCACGAGGCUGAUGAAUCACCUCAAGGCGUAUGCGAGGGAUGAGGAUGGGCUUCGCUACUUCCUCACCUACGCUGACAACAACGCUGUUGGCUACUUCGUCAAGCAGGGAUUUACCAAGGAGAUCACCAUGCCUAAAGCGCAAUGGGAGGGGUACAUAAAGGACUAUGACGGGGGCACGCUGAUGGAGUGUGUGUUGGAGAAGGGGCUGCCCUACACCACUCUGCCCGCAGUGCUGCUCAAACAGAGGCAGGCCAUAACGGAGCGCAUGAGGCAAGUGGCGCGCUCCCACGUGGUGCACCCCGGGCUGGACUUCCCCCGUGACUCCUGGGGCGUGCCCAGGCGCGCCCUCAGGCUGGCUGACAUCCCCGGGCUGGCGGAGAGCGGGUGGACGCCGGAGAAGAGUGGCGCCAAUAAGAUCCGAUUGGUGCAGGUGGCGCCAGAUGGGACAAAGGAUGUGAGCCGCGACGGGCCGCCCACCAAGGCCCAGCUGCACAACCUGAUGAAGCAGAUGCACCGGGCGGUGAUGGAGCAUGCGGACUCGUGGCCGUUCAAGGACCCCGUGGAUGGCAAUGAGGUGCCCGACUACUAUGACAUCAUCAAGGACCCCAUCGAUCUGAAGACGAUGCAGAAGCGGCUGGAGGCGGAGAGCUUCUAUCUGACGAUCGACAUGUUUGUGGCUGACAUGCGCCGCAUGACCGCCAAUGCGCGCACCUACAACGCGCCCGACACCAUCUACUUCAAAUGCGCCAACAGGCUAGAGAACUUCUUUCUCAACAAGCUCAAGGCCUCCGUGCGCCUGCACCACGGUUGA
Messenger RNA from Closterium sp. Yama58-4, 1410 nucleotides. The record is from the annotation of a GenBank genome assembly. NCBI's taxonomy places the organism in Eukaryota, Viridiplantae, Streptophyta, Zygnematophyceae, Desmidiales, Closteriaceae.